Molecule: messenger RNA, 855 nt
Organism: Copidosoma floridanum
Lineage: Eukaryota; Metazoa; Arthropoda; Insecta; Hymenoptera; Encyrtidae
Source: RefSeq, a predicted model, not a curated record
AUGACAUCAAAAGCAGUCCAUAUCGAACUGGUGAGUGACCUUAGUACUGACGCAUUCUUGGCAGCCUUUAAGCGAUUCAUCAGCUGCCGUGGUUCGCCGGCCCAUGUCUAUUCCGAUAAUGGAACUAAUUUCGUCGGAGCAAGCAGUAGACUUCGCGAGUUACAUGCUCUCUUAGAUUCAGAAAGAUUUAAGUCUCAAGUAUCAGAUUUUGCUCUUGCUCAAAAAAUCGAAUGGCACUUCAACCCACCGCUGUCUCCCCAUUUUGGGGGUCUGUGGGAGGCGGCGGUAAAGUCAUGUAAACAUCAUCUAAGACGAGUCGUCGGUGAUCGUUUGUACACGUACGAAAUUCUCUCGACUUUCAUGUACGAAAUCGCGGCUAUUCUUAACUCGCGACCGCUAUGCCCGAUCUCGACGGACGCAAAUGAUCCUAUACCCUUAACUCCAGCUCAUUUUCUAAUAGGGCGAGCUUUCACGAUGCUGCCGGAGAAUAAUGUAUUUUCUGUUCCAGAUAAUCGUUUGUCUUGCUGGGAAAUGAUAACUAAAUCCAAACAAGAUUUUUGGCGCAGGUGGCAGAUCGAAUACUUGACCGAAUUGCAGAAGCGACAAAAAUGGUUUAAGCCAGAUAUGAAUAUUGAAAAGGACACAGUAGUCCUUGUAAUCGAUAAAAACGAGCCUUGUAUGCAGUGGCGGAUGGGACGAGUAGUGGAAGUUCAUCCAGGAGACGACGGAGUGGUGAGAGUGGUUUCAGUGAAGACAGAGAAAGGCGUAUAUUUACGAAAUACAAAGACACUAUGUCCUUUAUUUGACACUAAAAAGGACUUUGAAAUCUUGAGUCAAAGUGAUGAUCACCAUUAA